Molecule: messenger RNA, 1586 nt
Organism: Mustela erminea (ermine)
Lineage: Eukaryota; Metazoa; Chordata; Mammalia; Carnivora; Mustelidae
Gene: DMC1
Product: DNA meiotic recombinase 1
Exons: 13
Coding region: 28-1050 (340 amino acids)
Biological process (GO): DNA repair; DNA strand invasion; chromosome organization involved in meiotic cell cycle
Cellular component (GO): condensed nuclear chromosome; nucleus
Molecular function (GO): DNA strand exchange activity; ATP hydrolysis activity; double-stranded DNA binding
Source: RefSeq, a predicted model, not a curated record
UUAUUUUUCUGCUGCUCACCUUUCACAAUGAAGGAGGAUCAAGUCGUGCUGGAAGAACCAGGAUUCCAAGAUGAAGAGGAAUCUUUGUUUCAAGACAUUGACCUGUUACAAAAACAUGGGAUUAACGUGGCUGACAUUAAGAAACUGAAGUCCGUAGGAAUCUGUACCAUCAAAGGGAUACAGAUGACAACUAGAAGAGCACUAUGCAAUGUCAAAGGGCUCUCAGAAGCAAAAGUGGACAAAAUUAAAGAGGCAGCCAACAAACUCAUUGAGCCAGGAUUCUUGACUGCCUUUGAGUACAGUGAGAAGAGAAAGAUGGUUUUCCAUAUCACCACUGGGAGCCAGGAAUUUGAUAAGUUGCUAGGAGGUGGAAUUGAAAGCAUGGCAAUCACAGAAGCUUUUGGAGAAUUUCGUACUGGAAAAACCCAGCUCUCUCAUACCCUCUGUGUGACAGCUCAACUUCCAGGAGCAGGUGGCUAUUCAGGAGGAAAGAUUAUCUUCAUUGAUACAGAAAAUACUUUCCGUCCAGAUCGCCUUCGGGACAUUGCUGACCGCUUCAAUGUAGACCAUGACGCAGUACUGGACAACGUCCUUUAUGCCCGUGCAUAUACUAGUGAACAUCAGAUGGAGCUACUUGAUUAUGUAGCAGCAAAGUUCCAUGAAGAAGCCGGCAUCUUCAAGCUAUUGAUCAUUGAUUCAAUAAUGGCACUUUUUCGAGUAGAUUUCAGCGGUCGUGGGGAGUUGGCUGAACGGCAGCAAAAAUUGGCCCAGAUGUUGUCACGACUCCAAAAAAUCUCAGAAGAAUAUAAUGUGGCUGUGUUCGUGACCAAUCAAAUGACUGCUGAUCCAGGAGCAACUAUGACUUUUCAGGCAGACCCCAAAAAACCCAUCGGGGGACACAUCCUGGCUCAUGCUUCAACAACAAGAAUAAGCUUGAGAAAAGGAAGAGGAGAACUGAGAAUUGCAAAGAUUUAUGACAGCCCUGAGAUGCCUGAAAAUGAAGCCACCUUCGCAAUAACUGCUGGAGGAAUUGGGGAUGCCAAGGAGUAGGUGGCAAAUUGAUGCAAAUUGCUUCUUAGUGCUUAUUAGGAGCUGAAGAAAUGGAAAAGCAGUCUGAAAUUUCAGAACUUGAAGUAAGAGUUUGUUUUUUUUCACAUGCUAUUAGAGGAAAGUCAACAAAAGAAAUUGAAAUCUUAUAUUUAUCCUAAAAGUCCCUGAUGUAUAAUCCCUAUACAUUGUAUGUCAAUUCAGGAAUAUAUGUGUACAUAUAUAGAUGUAUAUGUGUAUAUAUGAAUAAAGCUAUAGAAAACUAGUUGGGAAGGGGGUACCCGAACCCAUCACUUUAGCUGUCCAAAGUCAGCCACUAAACAGAUAGAAAAUCUACAAGCUCAGACACGCCCCAUUCUCCCACCAUUUUCCCUUGAACACUUACAGAAGUGGAGACACUUCCAAAGGAGGGAGCCAGUUAAGGAAGGAAUGUUUACAGAACACACAAAAAAGCUUUUUUUAAAUUUACAACAUCAAACUGUACCUUCACCUCUAUAGCAAUGGAAAAGAAGUAUUAAAUUAAAUUAAGUUUUAAUCCA